This is a messenger RNA of Schistocerca serialis cubense, 906 nucleotides long. Its product is annotated as G1/S-specific cyclin-D2-like. NCBI's taxonomy places the organism in Eukaryota, Metazoa, Arthropoda, Insecta, Orthoptera, Acrididae. The record is from RefSeq and is a predicted model, not a curated record. Gene Ontology annotation, cellular component: cytoplasm; cyclin-dependent protein kinase holoenzyme complex; nucleus. The transcript is spliced from 4 exons. Bases 142 to 906 code for a protein of 254 amino acids. Gene Ontology annotation, molecular function: cyclin-dependent protein serine/threonine kinase regulator activity. Gene Ontology annotation, biological process: mitotic cell cycle phase transition; positive regulation of G1/S transition of mitotic cell cycle; regulation of cyclin-dependent protein serine/threonine kinase activity.
AGAGGGAGCACGAGUGCGGCAGGAAGAAGUUUGUGUUGAGUUGCUAAUUGUUCCUGUAGUAGAAGUGACAGCCACAUAAUUACUUGUGUUAAUAUUUUACUCGAAGAGUACAAACUUAUUUCUACAGGUGUGUGUAGGGUCAUGAAUUUGCUGUGUGUAGAACGUCUCGAGGACGACCAACGUGCGGAAAGGGACAGCGUCAUUUACGACGAUUCACGCGUUUUCAAAAAUCUUUUAGAAGAAGAAAAGAACAGCAUUCCGCCGAUAAAUUAUUUCGUCAAGAUCCAGAAAGAUAUUAAACCCUUCAUGAGGAAAAUUGUGGCUACUUGGAUGAUGGAAGUAUGUCAGGAGCUGCAGACGGCAGCAGCAGUGUUCCCGCAAGCAGUGAACCUGCUGGACCGCUUCCUCUGUGGCACCUGCGUGCGCCGGACGCAGCUCCAAGCGCUCGCCUGCGCCUGCUUGCUCAUCGCCGCCAAGCUGAGGCAGUGCUGCCUGCCAGUUACCGCGCUGUGCCAUUUCACAGACAACAGUGUGCCGCCCGAGGAGAUCACCGCCCUGGAGCUGGUGGUGCUGUCGCGCCUGCAGUGGCGAGCCUCCGCGGUGACGGCCGUGGACUUGCUGGAGCAGCUGGUGCCCCGCCUGCCCUGGGCAGCCGCGCUGCGCCGGCACGCGCUCUCCGUGGCCGCCCUCUGCUGCACCGGCAGCUGCGGCCAGAGAAAGGAAGGUGGAGGGGAGGGGGCUGAGCUCGCCACACAGCUGGGGGCGGCAGGUGGGCAGGCGGCGGCUGCCCGCAUUGCGCAGCAUGCGGGGCUUCUGGACCACGCGAGUCGCGACUUGCAGUUCAAGGCUGGCGCGGGCAGGUUGGCGCUGGACGUGGCCCUGCAAGGCAGGCUGCGAAGGGACUGA